Molecule: messenger RNA, 3706 nt
Organism: Rhincodon typus (whale shark)
Lineage: Eukaryota; Metazoa; Chordata; Chondrichthyes; Orectolobiformes; Rhincodontidae
Exons: 8
Coding region: 547-1458 (303 amino acids)
Source: RefSeq, a predicted model, not a curated record
AGUGAGUAAGCAGAAUGUGACAACUUUCCAGAGAGAGGCCAGAGGGAUCACAUGCCACUAGUACAGAAGCGACGCUUUCUCCCCAAUCCUGAAAAUCCCCAUCAUCUUGACUCUGGGGGAGGGCGAGCGGAGUGAGUCUUAACGCGGAAAUGUCAACAACGAAAGAAAACUCAAACUGGGAGCCUGACUUCUACCUGGUGACAAAUGGCGUCACUUCACUCUGAGGAACAUAAUUGGCAGUGAGUUGCAGGAGGGCUAUGGCUAUUAAAUAAAAACAAGACAAAGUACCCUCUUUCUUUAAAAAAAAAAUAGCAGACUCCAUAGAUUACUGCAACAUUCCCUACAAUAAAACCCUACUUGUUUGCAUCGAAGUGAAAAACCAACGUUGGAGAGAGAAAUCCCCAAAUCAUUGGGUACAGACCCGGAACAAAGUCGUAAUAUGAUCUCCCCGCCUACACCAGGUUGUUUGUAAGCAGGUAGACGCAGGAGUUCAGAGUAGAACGCUUUUUGUCUGUCGUGGGAAUAAUUUUGGAAGUAGCUGUGAAAAUGAAUCCCUCUUUCUGGACGUUCCUGCUGGCAUGCAUUUGCUUCCCGGCGAUUGGAAAUGCAAAACUGCAACUGGCUAUUAAGGAACCCUCAGGACCAAUCGUUGAAGGGAACGAUGUAAUUUUGCAGUGUUUAGAUGAUGGGCAAGACAUGUCCAAUUUCAAAUUCCAGAUGUAUCAUAAGUGGUUGCGAUCCUGGUUCACUAUCGAUACCACCACUUCCUUCCGUUGCUGGUACUACAGUUUUAACGUCAGCAGAGAUAAUGGGGAACUUCUCCUUCGGGUGAAGCAGAUGUACAAAUGGCAUGCAGGUCCAUACCGAUGUGUUUCCAAUGGAACUGAUGGACAGAUCACCUCUGAGAAUAUGACUGUCCCUCUUCAGUAUCUCAACAGCAUAUCCAUCUCUGAACCCGGGAGCGUCUUUGGCCGUUACAUGAGAGACCCACGAGUUGUGAGGGUGAUGCGAGGAAAGGAUGUUGAGGUCAAAUGUUGUGCAAGCUCUUCUGAGCCACCAGUGUUCCAAUGGAAGAGGAAGGGUAAUGAGUGGGUUUACCCAAACAGCAACUUAAAGAUUGUGAAGAUCACCCCAGAACAAGGUGGACUCUACACUUGCAAAGCCACUCACCCUUCAAUCCCAAGUCUGACCCAGUCUAAAUCUAUUCUGAUUGAGGUUGUGGAAGAACCACUGAGCUCACUACAACUGAGUGACAUGAACCUGAUUUUAGCGAUAGCCAUUCCAGCUGGAGUCCUCCUCUUGGUGAUCAUUGGCAUCGUUGCUUACAAGUGCAAAGCAAAGAGGAAUGAGAAAGGAAUGAAGCUUCUGGAUAACCAGGCUGCCAAGACCCCUAUCUGGAAGGGGAGUGACUCAUCCAUUCCCAACUGUGUGACUGACUCCGUUCCUCUGGUCAUGUGAACCACAAACCAGGAAGGAAGCCUUUGAGAAAGAGGUGGGAUGGUCACAAUGCUGAUCGAGCUGAGGAAUUUAAACAGCUUUCAUCUCUUAGCUGCUUUUGCCUCACAAUCAUGGGGGAUGUGCAAAUUUUACAAAUUUCUCAAUCACAAUUAUUUUUAUCAAGGCUGCAGUGUCCUUUCCUGUGAAAUGUACUGGCAGAGGAGACAGUGUUGCAGAUUGUCUUUUAGUUGAAGGGAGUGAGGAAUCCUUGGAAGAUAUUUGAGGCUAUUUUGUUGGAAAGUUGGGAGCGUGCUUUAAGGACAAAAUUGUCAAGAAGCUUCCCAUCUGUUAUUUCAGCUUGUGGGCAACAGGUGGCGCCACUGUAGCUUAUGGGGAGCCAUCUGUUGGUAGUAAUGAAGUAUUGCGCCUCACCCUUUGCAGAAAUUAGACAAUAUUCACUGAAUACCUAUACAGAUACUUCAAAUAAACCUGUCACUGAAAUUGACAUGUUUCUGGGGAUCCCUGGCAAAUAUUGACAUUCCCGGGGAACUUCUGUCUUAAUUGGAAUUGCUGCCAGGAUAGAAUCAAAGCCACAAUUGAUGACUGCAAAAAUGAAUACAGGUGCCAGUAACUUUGUUAUCAUACCAGUGGUAAAGCCUUUGAACAGCUGAUUCCCUGCAUGAUUGCUGUAAGUCUUUGCAUUUAUAUAUUUCUGAAAUUAAUUUUCUUGAUUUCUGUUACUGUUGUAACCUCUCUCAGAUUAUAAUCAUUCACUUUGCACUUUCGACAAUAGCUGUAGAUGUCAUAGAAUUAUUUAAGUUGUACUGAUUGUCAUUCAGUUGAUAUUUAGAGUUGAGUUUUCCUGUUUCAACAUUUCUAUUCAAUUUAUUGUACACUUGCUUUCUGUUGUGAUAGUUAUGGGGGCAAUUUAUACUUCCUCUAAGUGGUUAAGGGGGUAGGAACCUUGUUUUGUUUGUAGCCUGCUGAAAGAAGUAGCACUUUACAGUUUGUGAUGAGCAAUCUGCGUGAGAUAGUAGCAGUGAUUGAUCAAAGUAGCACCUCCUCCUGGCAGAAGGGCGCUGCUGCAGCGGAGUUUUAUUUUAAAUGGGUUUGCUCCUGCUCACUCUCACAUUUCCUUCUCUUGGUUCUGUCACCCGAGACAAACAGGCACCAAAGAUAUUUGUAUCAGAUGGGAUUCGGAUUGGGGAUGGGCGGAGGAGUCAAAGUCAUCCGUAAAAGCCAGGAAAAUCUUUUUCAACUUUUAUUUUAGAAAUGCAUUGGUACCCUACCUCCAUUUUAAGCCACACCACAGGGUUUAACAUAAAGGUGACUGCACUCUGAUGUCCCUUUCUAAUGAUGGAAAUAUUCCCUCUUUACCCAAUCUGGAAAUAUAGUUGACUCCACUCCAGUCUCUGGCUCAAACAAGAUUCUGUUCCUCUUCUGCACUGCAUUGGAGUCUUAACUCAAAAUUCCUGAGAAUAGAGAAGGUGCAAGAAUGCAUAAUUUCCCUCACUCUCUUCCCAGCUGUGCCUACACACCAGUGGAAUUUCGCUUUGAGUUUGUGCUUUAGCUUCAAUUUAUACCUUGCAUUCCUGCAAAUUCACCCCUCCCCCUCCCCUCAUUUUGAAAGUUCCCCUUGAAACUGUUCCCUUCAAGGUGGCAUGUCCCAACCACGACAACUCACUGAGUCAAAAAACACACUCGUCUACUGUUUUCCCCCCACCAACUCCUCUUGAGUCUUUUCCUGAAUCUCUUCAAACCCUCUAGUGACUGACCCUCCUGUCCCUGGGAACAGUGUCUCCCUCAUUGACUCGAUCGAACCCCCCCCGACCCCUGUAACCUUCCCUGCUCCAAGGGGAACAAUCCCAGCCUCUCCCGGCCUCUGUCCAUGUGAACUGAACACCCUCAACCCAAAUCUGUAAGCCAUGUCUCCAUUUUUGAGAUGCACAUACAACUCAGCAGGAUAUUUUUACAGGGUUAGAAGUUUUGUGUCUGUUUCUGUGGUUCGCAGAUUAUUUAAUUAGCUAAUUCUCACAGGAAAAUGAUUUCCCUGUGUGAAAACACCGUAUUUAAAUACAAAUGGCCUGUAGUGUUUUUGUCUGCCACUGUUUGUAUGGGUAGGAACAGUGGUAUGUGUAUGAGCAACAGUAAUUUCAGCUCUGAAUUAUAUAAUUGGGGAUUUGCUGCUUAUUUGUAUCAAAACUGUCUUACACUAGCUAAAGGAUCUCAAUUCUUCAUAUAUUUAAAUAAACGAUUGAAGUAAACAGAA